AUGUCAGACAGCACAGCGGGCCACGCCAAAGGGAAGGGCGUGAACCUUCAGGACGUGAGCACGGCUGAGGAUUCGAGAUUGUUCAUGGUCUCUCCAACGGGAGAUCCGGUCUUUGCGCGGAAGGUCGCUACGGCGGCACGGUCUAAUCUCUGCGCUGGUCAAGUGUCGGACGAGACAACGCAGAAGCUCUCUCAAGAUUCGGCCCAGAUCGCAACGACGUUUGGUACGUCAAGUCGUGCUCCUCUUCCAACCACCUUCGUGGACCGCAAUGGCAAAGGACGAGUUGUGGGCCUCAACGACUCGAACAACCAGAGCAGCAAGCAGACGCAGUAG
This is a messenger RNA of Zasmidium cellare ATCC 36951, 333 nucleotides long. RefSeq lists its product as uncharacterized. The coding region runs from base 1 to 333 and encodes 110 amino acids. The record is from RefSeq and is a predicted model, not a curated record. The transcript has a single exon. NCBI's taxonomy places the organism in Eukaryota, Fungi, Ascomycota, Dothideomycetes, Mycosphaerellales, Mycosphaerellaceae.